AUGUCGAACAUUCACCGCUUCGGAACCCGAGAAGUCAGCUUUGCCAUGCAUCAUCAUGACGACGACAAUGAAUUCAAUCAGGGAGACAUUGUCAGCGAGCGGUCGAUCGCAAAGAUUGAGUCUGUUGUUAGCCGAGCCAUGGACCACGUCAACCUGCAACACGAAGACAAGACGCUCUACAUCAUUCUCCAUCCAAUGCUCCAUCUGGUGGGCUUCGCUGGUGUGCUAGAAGAGAUGAUUGAGACCAAGAUGGGGACGAUUGUGGAGUCAUCAGACAACAAGAUCUUGGUCCAAGCUGAAAAUUUUCAAAAGCUUACCAUCGUUCUUGUUGAUGAGCAACUCCUCAGCAGAGCCACCGCUGCCGCUGCCACUACCGCUGCCACUACCGCUAUCGGUACUAUCGAAGAGGAAGACGGAGAAGACGAUGAGCCGACAUUUUCCCAUAAUGACUCUCUCGAGCGUGGAGACGAUGGAUCAGAGUCCAGCUACGAGGAUUUCAGCAACCAGGGCUUGACUCAAGAGGUCUCCGCGGCCAACACCUGGUUCGAGCUGCCAGCCCACAUGUACGACUAA
This is a messenger RNA of Seminavis robusta, 573 nucleotides long. NCBI's taxonomy places the organism in Eukaryota, Bacillariophyta, Bacillariophyceae, Naviculales, Naviculaceae. The record is from the annotation of a GenBank genome assembly.